Linepithema humile (Argentine ant) is the source of this 2606-nucleotide messenger RNA. It is a transcript of the gene Ccm3, whose product is annotated as programmed cell death protein 10 Ccm3. Gene Ontology annotation, cellular component: FAR/SIP/STRIPAK complex. NCBI's taxonomy places the organism in Eukaryota, Metazoa, Arthropoda, Insecta, Hymenoptera, Formicidae. Gene Ontology annotation, biological process: regulation of Golgi organization; positive regulation of MAP kinase activity. Gene Ontology annotation, molecular function: protein kinase binding. The record is from RefSeq and is a predicted model, not a curated record.
UUUCCGCAUGUCUAGUUUCUAUUGUGACAGCUGUCAUAGGAGUUAUGGUCAGCCAAGCUAGUCGUUUAUGAACAAUCUUUUCACGAUUCUCGCAAAACAGCUUUGACUUUGCGCCUUCUUUCGAUUUACGCUAAUCGUAUUUUCGACGUCUUGAACAACAACACAUACUGUAAACGAUGACAAUGGGCGAUGAGACCCCAGUUACAUCACUGGUGCUUCCUGUUAUAUUAAGACCAAUAUUAACAAAGCUAGAGAGGCAAAAUGUCAUGGCAGCGCAAACUCUACGCACAGCUCUCUCAAAAGCAGAGAGUUCACACCCUGGAAUUACACACGACUUAAUUAUGGGUAUAAUACGCAGAGCAGAACUCAAUCUUGAUAUGAAUGAGAGUGUCUUGCGAUUGCAAGGCGCUGCUUCUGAUUAUGAUGUUGUAGAAUACCGUUCUGCACGUUCGGAAGAUGCAUUUCAAGAGUUGAAUCGUAAAUCGACUUCUUUGAAAAGAAUACUUAGCAGAAUUCCUGACGAGAUCACAGACAGGAAGACUUUUCUCGAGACAAUCAAGGAAAUUGCGAGUGCAAUAAAAAAAUUACUGGAUGCUGUGAAUGAAGUGACUGGAUAUAUACCUGGUUCAGCUGGUAAACAAGCUUUAGAUCAACGCAAGAGAGAAUUUGUGAAAUAUAGUAAGAGAUUCAGUAAUACAUUGAAAGAAUACUUCAAAGAAGGACAAGCCAAUGCAGUAUUUGUGAGUGCAUUGUAUUUGAUACAUCAAACAAAUAUGAUUAUGCUCACAGUAAAAGAUAAAUGUGAGUAAACAUUUUUACGAUGAAUUUUCAAUAUUGUAUGUGAUAAUAUCACAAGAGUCAGAUUAUUCAUAAAUGUUAAAACCUAUGUAACGUCCUAAUCUCGUAUAUUCUAUUAUAUAAACAAUGAUAAAACAUAAAUAUUCUUCGGUAUAAAGGAUUUAAUAUCAUUAUGUUCCCAUGUUAACCAAUUGCACCAUAGUUUUGUUAUAUAGAUAUAUAUAUAAAGUAAUAAAGAAUGUUGACAGAUAUAUUAUUUCAAAUUAUUUAUAUUUUUAUUAUGUAUCAAUUUAAAUGUCACAGUAAUCGUCAAUUCUGAUUGUAACGGUCAAUGUUAAUAAGAGAGUCGUAUCUUGCGCAAAGUUUACUUGCAGCGCGCAACAAUCCAAUUUGUCGCUAUCACGUGUAAUUUUUUCUUUUUUAUUGUUUGGUAAUAGGAAAUACAAAUAGAUUAUUAAGUUUUUACUUAUUUAACCUAUUUAUUUAAGUCACUUAUUAUUUCAAUUUUAUUCUUAGGUUAAAAUACAGGAACGUUACAAUAUUACUGUACUACAAGUAUUAAAGACAUUGUGUAUUUCUUUUGUUAUGAUAUAAGAAUAUUAAGCAUGAUGAGGGUUGUGUGAAUAUAUAAAAAGAAUACAGUAUUGGGAACACUAACUAACUUUAUUGAAAACACGCACGUUCGGGUGGGCCUCGACUAGAAUGAAGAAAGUGAUCACCCCCUGGACUAAAAACAAAAACAAAAUAUUCUUCCCGCGAGACGCGAUGCCUGACAAAAGACAAAAUUAUAAAAGACAAAUCAAUUCGUUGUAGCGUCAAAAUCGAAAACAUAAACUCAAUGUAAAAUUGCAUAUACUUAACAACUUUCAACGAAAUAUCGGAGCCAUUACAUAAUUAUUGAGGGAAGAAAUAACACAAGUUAUUAAGCAGAUGCGAGUAUCGUACAAUAUGACAUCGAAGUUUGUAGAACCUUUAAAACAUGCCAAAAAUAAAUACAUCAUUAAAAAAGUUUUACAACAAUGUACGUAAUGAUCAUUAAUUUACCGUAGCAAAACUUUCCAGAGAAAAAAUGUAAAUUUUUCCAGCGCUUAAAAAACUCGGUUGAAGACCUUUCAUUAUCAAUAAUAUAAGUAGUUUUUUCGAUUUUGUAGGUGCGUUAUACCACAAACUACUGUAUCUGUAAUAUUUCAAAGAUGCACAAUAUAUAGAAAGUAACACAUACAAGAAUGAAAUGGUUUUUUUAAGUGAAUUAAGGACAAUUAUCUCACAUUUUUUCACGUAUCUGAAGACUGUGAUCUAUUAGUUUUUGUCCCUCGAAACUAAGAAAGAAUAGAUGAAACAGUUGGCCGAUGCUAUAUAGUACGUUUUUUAUUAAUUCUAAAACCCCGUUGCUUUCCACAUUUACUAUCUCCAAUAUAAAAGAUAUAUAUUUUUUAUUUUUUGUAGAUUGAGAGAAUUAUAUUAUUUUAAUAAGUGAAAAUGUACUUGCGUCAAGGUAGUGGUCAACGCUGCAACUACUAUAAAUAUUUGUAUAAGGAAAGAUAUGGUACAUGUCUUUUCAAGAAGUCGCGCGAAUCUGCAAAUGGAAAUAAGAUAUUAAUUUUCAGUUGGCGGAUAUUUCUUUAUUUUUGAACGGACACAUUAUAUUUUGUUUUACUAUUCGACCAAGUUACGCAUUUACUCUAAGGCUUGCCGAUGUGUAUGCACAAGUGACGCAAUUCUUUUGCAAUAUGUAUCAUUUGGAUUGUUUGCUAUUUCCUCUUCUGUAUUACACUCAUGAAAUAAAUAUUCGAAGCGAAAUCUACAAA